CUGUUCGCGGCUGUAUCAAGGAGACGCCAUUAUGUUAUUACAACGCACUCGCGCGAGCCCAGCCGAUCACCGCUCUCAGAGGCUUGUUUGAGCUCUUGGGCUCUUGCGGCAUGUGACGCUAAUUGCUAAGCCAAGCCCAUGAUGCGACACUGUGUGCAGGCGCCUCGAUGUCCUGCUGCCCCGCACCUAGCGGCGUUCACCCCGUCAGCGGCCAUGCCUGGACGGCUUAUAGUAACGGUGGCGGCGACAGCAGCCUCAGCGGCGAGUCAUGCCCUGCCACGCCCACGGGCCUGAGAACUCGGAGCAGCACCGCCAGCAGCACCGCCAGCAGUACCGCCAGCGGCACGGCGGGCACGGCGACCGACGAGACGCAUCACGGCAGUAGCAGCGGCAGCAGCAGCGCGCGCCAUGGCUGUCAAGUGUUGAAGCCUCUCCUCAGCGGGAGGAGACGGUGCUUCAGCGUUGACGAGCAGGCAUUGCUCAACCUGCGCCUGUCCUGCUAUGGCACUCGUAUCAGCGGCGGUGGCGGCGACGGUGGCGGCAGGAGCAGUAAUGGCAGUGUCGGCAUCGGCAGCGUGGGAAGUGCCGCGCCACUGGAUUCUGCGGAUUCUCCUGAAGGUUUGCUGCAAUCGAUGGACAGCAACCCUCCGGCUGGGCUUCGCGCCACCUCCUGCGUCUACACCAGCAGCGCUGCUCGUGCCGCCGCUGCGGACAGCGGCAGCGCUUUCACCCUUGGCGGCGGCGGCAGCCGGCCCGCAGCUCAGCAGGUGCUGAUACCGUGGCUGUCGCUAACGGAGGCGGCACUCGCCGUUGCCAUGGGUUCUAAUGAUCGGGGCUGCGGCAUAGGUGCGAGUGGGGCCGCGGCGCCGGCGGCAGUGGUGCUCUCUACUCACACUUCCUGCAGCAGCCUGCCCUCCAGCCUGGACGAGGAGCAGCAUCAGGCCCCGGGCAGUGCUGGUGAGCACAGCGAAUGCAUCCUGGAGCCAGCAGCACCGGGACAGUCGACUGCCGCCGCUGCGGCGGCGACUGCCGCUAACACGCAUGACGAAGACAACGGCGCGACCCCUGCUUCCGCAGGCCAACAUGAACCAAAGACACCGCCAGCAAAGGUGCCGGGAGCCGCACCGGUCACCCCCAUCAAUGCCAGCCCGCCGAUACUGAAAAGCGCGGCGUCUUCCAUGCAGCCGUUCAGCCACAGCCCCUCAGCAGCUGCUACGUCCCACAAUCCGUGGCCGCUGCUAGGCUGCAGCUGCGGUGUGCUGGGGCUGCCUCCCUGCAGCAUCCCAGGCCUGUGUGCGACCCGGGCGCGCCUACGUGACCUCGGCCUGGUCAGGCCCGGCAAUGCGGCGGCCCCCGCCGCCGCUGCUACUGCGGUGCAAUUGCCAAACGCAGUGGCCCAUGCGUGUGGCGGCGCCAUGGCGCCGCCUCGCUUGCCAGGCCCAUCGCCCUAUGUGACCAGCAGGCCCGGAAGCCCGCGUUGUUUGCCGGACGCCGUUGCUGGUGCUCCAGCUCGGCACCAGCUCACUGCCUGCGUGUCCGGUGCUGCUGCUGGGCACAGCAGUGGCGGUUGCUGGCUGAGUGCCCAUCCACCACCGACCAGCGGCUUGUGGCAGCAGCUGCGGCACACUGUGACUUGGUGGCCUGCCCCGCACUUCCAGGCUCCGUGGCCAGGGGCGGCAGCAGCUGCGGCGCCGCCAGCUGCCGCCGUGGCAGCGCCACAAGCCGGAGGCACGCAGCUGGCCCAGGGAGACGAACCCGACGACAGCACAACACUGCCAGUGCAGAACGCACUUCAGCUGCUCAUGCGAAAGCAGCACAGAGCUGCCAAUGGGCAGCAGCAGCCAUCCGUGACAAAGGUGCCCACGCCUGCGCCUGGGCAGCCCGAGCCCGGCUGCUAUGCACCUGGGGCCGCGGGUGGCACGGCUGCCUUUGCCGCACCUUGCUCGCCAUGUCGGCCUUUCUCGGACAGCCAGCCGGGCAGCGACAAUAACGGUGAUGAUGACGACCUCUGCUGGCACAUCUCACUGCCGCCCAUCCCAGCCGCCACGCCCAUGGCACGCCACGACGCACCCAGCCUGUACCACCACCUGUUCCACAACCCCAUCGCACCCAGCUGCCUGGAACGAGCGCAGUUCAGCUACCUCAACCCACUGGCUGAGGAGGAGGAGGAAGAGGAGGAGGAGGAGGGCGUAGAGGCAGCAGCGCAGGCUGGCGGGGAGGAUGGAGAGCGCGGGCCGCUGGGUGGUGCCGCACCCGCGCAGGCCGAUGCGGAGGCUGCUCACGGGGAGACAUGCGCACACGGCACAACAACCUCGGCACCCGCAGCUGCAGCCGGCGCAGCGGGGCCAGUUGCGGUGGGGCUGCGGCCGGCCCCGGCCGGCAGCGGCACGUACGAGAAUCCCAUGGUUGGGGACCCGUGCGAUCAGGAUCUGGAUCUGGGUCAGGCUGAUGUCAGCUACCGCAACCCUCUAACAGGCGAGGCGGAGGCGGAGGGGGCGGAGGACGAGGCGCAGGUGGGGGGCGGUAUGGACUUGAAGCUUAGGAUGCCCUUGUUGCCCUCCGUGGCGACCACCGGCACCACCGCCAGCGCAGGAGCAGCAGCAGCAGCAGCAGCAGCCGCAAUCACGUCUGCAGCAGCUCACACCACCGCCACUACCACCACCACCACCACCACCGUAGCAAGGCCGCGGGGUAGCGGCAAUGAUACCGCGCUGGGGAACAGGCGGGCACAGCAGCAGAGGCAGCAACAGCUGCAGCAACGGCGCAGGCCGUGGAGGUAACAAGAUCACUUUGGAAGGGGACUGGGGGUAUUGGGGGAGGUGCGGGCGUGUGCCGUGUGGGGCUGCACAGCAAAUGUGCUGUGGUCCCCGAGCAACUUGUUGCUGGGAGGUACGUCAGUCCAGUAAUUACCGGACUGAAGGCGGAUGAGAAAGUUAGACGGGGUUGUCCCUGGUUUCAAAACUGCUGCUGCUUGGAUUGUGUCGUCGUAAACUUAAGCCUCGUACGGGAGAGUAGUGGGCGCAGCCCACUUUCCACCUUUCUGUUCGUCAUGCGCACUGUUUGAAUAAUUUAAGUCCGUGUGUGGCCAAACGCCACUAAUAGAGCACACCGCAAAGGUGAAGGGAAUACCGGCACUGUAACCGUGCUAGGGUGUGAUGAAUGAUUGACUGGCUCAUGCAUCCAUGGGCUCACAAUGCCGUGGCAGUUCAACCCGACUCAUUCAACUAUGACUGCUGGUCUUGGGGGAGGGACAUGCGCUGUUACAGUUGCGUUUGUUUCUGUGAUGGGCUCCGUCUAUGUACACGUGGUGGGCGGGGGUGCACGGUGAUGGGCAAUCUUGUCUUAGUUUGCCUUUUGCCAGUCUUCGCGGGUGUUCGUGUGUUUGUGUGUUGUGCGAGGCCCUGUGCUGUUACUAAAUGAGGGGCACAAAAGCAGGAAGGCACCACCCAUAUGACUCUAAUGGUACAGGGGUGGUGUGGCCCCCUGCGUGCAAGCACCUGUUUGUGUCGCUGGCAACGCGUGCUAGGUGCACACGCCGGCGACCCUAGGUUUCCGAGCGUGUGGCGGUUGACUGUUGUUUACAGGGUUUAAAUUGCUCAAUUUGUUGGAAGGGUCUUUGGUGGACAUGUGGUCCUAAAUUCGGCAGUAAUAACAUCUGUUAGCUGCAGAUGGCAGGUGGCGCGAGGAUGGAGCAGGAGGAACCCCUGAACUCAAGGUAAAGCAACCACCGCCGUGAAGAAGCAAGACUCUGGACAGUCUUGCCCUCUUCCGUUUCAGAACCAAUUCAGGCCGCAGCGAUAAUCCUAUGAACAAGCUCAGCGCGCCAAACCAUUUGUAACCUGAAAGUACC
This is a messenger RNA of Chlamydomonas reinhardtii, 3850 nucleotides long. RefSeq lists its product as uncharacterized. NCBI's taxonomy places the organism in Eukaryota, Viridiplantae, Chlorophyta, Chlorophyceae, Chlamydomonadales, Chlamydomonadaceae. The coding region runs from base 168 to 2780 and encodes 870 amino acids. The transcript has a single exon. The record is from RefSeq and is a predicted model, not a curated record.